AUGGAGUUUAAACCCCGCUUUCCACUGGCCAAGUCAAUGCCGAACUCUCUCGCCGUCAAGGCAGACAAAAAACGUGUUACGCCGACUGUUAUCCUUCGUGACCAACUUCCCAUCUCAACAUGGCUUCUUCUCGGAGCCUCCGCACAUGGAGUACUGUCGCUUCUUUUACCACAGAGUGGAGUCUACAUCAGCGGUAUAUUUCUCUUGGCUAUCGCCUUCCGCAUAUGCAAGACGCUCCUUCAAGCAUAUGGUAUUCUACACAACCCCGAAAUAGAUGAGGCUGUCCUGGGCAAGGUUUCAGCACAGAUUCCGGAUUUGGAAGGCAAUAUGCCGACACAACCCAGUCAAGAAGGAAUUGCCGUGUUGAUUUUGGGUAUCAAAUCAAACCACCCUCUCGGAGCAUUCGCUCCCGGUUUCAAACACAUUUCUGAAUCCUUCACGAAGAUGCUCAAUGUUCUCGACACUCCGGAAGGCCGCCAAAAAUACGGAUUCCUCAACCUGAGCUCCUACGUCGGCACCGAGGCUUCCACGUCAAACGAGAUCAUGACGAUCAGCUACUGGCGAAACAUUGAGGGCAUCCAUGAAUUCGCUCACGGUCCUGUGCAUAGGGAAAUUUGGGACUGGUGGAACCGUACUGAGAAGGAACACCCCUUUAUUUCCAUCAUGCAUGAGAUUUACCACGCCAACGGUCGAAGUGGUGCCCACGAAAAUGUUUAUGUUAACUGCAGACCUACCCUGCUUGGUGGAACCGCAUACCCCACCAAAGUGACUGGUGACAAGGAAGACUCGGAGCUCGCCUGGAGGAAUCCCCUUGUUGAAGCAAGAAGAGGAAUAUUGGCAACAAGCGAUGGCAGAUUGGGGAAGAAGUCAAACAAAUCCUCAGUAGUGUGA
Molecule: messenger RNA, 891 nt
Organism: Talaromyces rugulosus
Lineage: Eukaryota; Fungi; Ascomycota; Eurotiomycetes; Eurotiales; Trichocomaceae
Exons: 4
Coding region: 1-891 (296 amino acids)
Source: RefSeq, a predicted model, not a curated record